AUGCAUCAGAUUGGCCAAUCUACGCAGUGGGCGAUCCCCUCUCGGCAACUCCGCAGAACACGGGGCUACGUGACGAUUCAGCUGAUUCCGUGUCCGUCCAUGUGUACCAAUGCGUUGGGUAUUCUGUCCAGCCUCAAUUCGUAUUUGUUCGACGCUUUGCCUUCGAUGGCCGACUUUCCCACCAUAACCGACAUCCUGAUCCAAGCCAUUCCAUUGCUGACGGCUUGUUCGGAUGCCAUCAACCGCUCGGUUGUCAGUGCCAACAAAGUCUAUGCGGAAUUCUUGAAGAUCGACGAAGGAAUUGGCUUCAAUAGACAAGUUGCGCUGGUCGGAGAUUCCAUGGGUUGCGUUCUAGCUCACGACUGA
Molecule: messenger RNA, 366 nt
Organism: Aedes aegypti (yellow fever mosquito)
Lineage: Eukaryota; Metazoa; Arthropoda; Insecta; Diptera; Culicidae
Product: protein retinal degeneration B-like
Exons: 3
Coding region: 1-366 (121 amino acids)
Biological process (GO): phospholipid transport
Cellular component (GO): cytoplasm
Molecular function (GO): phosphatidylcholine binding; phosphatidylinositol transfer activity; phosphatidylinositol binding
Source: RefSeq, a predicted model, not a curated record